GAGCAGGCCGGAUCCAGCAGCCUAUAACAGGGCUGUGCUCACCUACAGCUCGGUGCUCUGCAACACUGCGGCGGGCUGACAAUGACUUGAAUGCUGAUUAUUGUGAAGAUCGACAAAGGACACGAGGAGAGGAGGAUAUGAACCGUUUCCUGAGAGCUGGGGAGAAUGGAGGGUUGCUGAUGGACUGCAGGGAGCUGUCACCCAACCACACCGCCUCCUCCUCCACCUCCUCCUCCAUCUCCAUCACCUCCGCCUCCUCCAGCGCUCCUGGCUCAGCCGACAGACACGCGGCCUUGCCCUCGCUCCAGACCCGGGGACCUGUCGGCGGAGGCGGCAGCGGCGGGUCGGAGCCGAGGAGAUCCGCGCUUAGACGCAGCCGAGCCGGUCGGGAGGUACGAGAGGAACCGGAGGCGGCAGAUCACUCAGCGGCUGCCGUGGGGGUGUGCGGCGGCGGCGAGCAGCAGCAGCAGCAGCAGCAGCAGCGUAGGGAGGCUCAAGGACGGAGCGGCGGUGGAGAAGGUGUGGAGAUGAUUUCAGCGGUCAGCAGAGACACUGACGGCAGUGGCGGGAGCGGCAUCAUCAACAACAACAACGGCGUCUCCGAAGUGACCACGGCCUCCUCUGCGACAUGCGCCAAAGGCAAGGAGGAGAGAAAGGGGAAAAACGUGAUCCGGGGCUGGAAGAGGGAGAGAGACAGGGAGAGGGACACUGCCGCUCCUCCAGCCCGGGCGAGGAAGGAGAAGCCCGGCGAUGGCUCGUCUCCUCCUCCCUCCCUCUUCCUCCCGUCGUCCGCCCUGCCCGAUCAUCAUCUGUGCCGCGACGGCCCCGGACACUGCCACUGCGCCGCGCCGGACUCCAGGUCCAUGGGAGAUAAUAGCAACAUUAGCAACGUAAACAAUAACAAUAUUAGCGGGAUUAACGGCGGAGGUGUUGCCAAUAAAACAGCGCUGGAGUGUGUUAAAAGCGGCGGAGGCGCUAUUGUCGUCAGGCGGCAGCAUGACGACACGCCGGCGGCCAAGAAACACAGAGGAGCCGAGAAGGUGGACCCCAUGUUUAUGGUUCCAGCUCCCCCUGCUCCAGGCCACCCCGUGGCCCCUGGAUCCUCUCUACCCUCAACCCCUUCCUUCUCCCUUCCGGCCCUGCCCAUCUCUAACCCCAAGCAGCUGGCGGUGAGGACGAGGUCUAUAGGCACCAACACGCAUGAUGGAGGCGUCUCAGGAGCAGUGGAGGGGGACUCAGACUGUCUGGGGCCCUGCCUGCCCGGGACCAGUGUCAACCUGGAGGGCAUCGUCUGGCACGAGACUGAUGAGGGUGUGCUGGUCGUGAAUGUGACGUGGAGGAAGAGAACCUACGUGGGAACUCUGUUGGACUGCACCAAACACGACUGGGCUCCUCCAAGGUUUUGCGAGUCUCCAUCCAGUGACCCUGAGCUGCCAGGUGGGCGUGGUCGGGGGAAACGGAUGCGAAUGGCCAUGGCCGAGAGGCCCUGCGUUGAGCCAUCCCCUGCUGCCAAAGUCAGGGGUCUGUCACAGCACAGAAGCCGUGGAGGGGGUGUGUCUGGAACCACUGUACCCAUCCACAGCAAGGGACGGAGAGGAAGCCUAAACCUCAUCAACAGCAACUGCCGAACGCCUGCUUCUUUCUUCACUGUGGAUGAGGUAAAACCCACCAACAGCACCUCCUCUCUCUCCUCCGGGAAGCGCAAGAACAAACCACCGGCUGACCUAGACCUCAGUCUGGUCUCCUCUGACGACAUAAAAAAUGGGAAUGGAAAGAGAAUCCGAGCCAAAUGCCGCAGCGCCCCCUCCACGCCGCAGGGCAAAUCUGACCCCUCUUUUAUGGACCCUGGAGGGGGUUGUGCCUCUUCACCACCUCCCCCGCCUAUUCUCAUUGACUGCCCACACCCGAACUGCACUAAACGCUACAAGCACAUCAACGGCCUUCGCUACCACCAGACACAUGCACACCUUGAGGCUGAGGAGCAGAGGAAGCCUGAGCUGGAGCCAAUGAAGGAUGGAGAGAGUGAGGAACGACUAUCAGACUGUGAGGACACGAUCAACAUGACAUAUGACCUCUCAGAGACAACCAGCACUAAUGCCAUCAGCUCCUCUAAGAAACCUACCCCUCUAUAUAAAGUGACCACAGUGGGGUCUCCUAAGAACAGAAGACUACUCCUCAGUACUGACCACAGCCCCUCAGCCAACCCCAAGACCAGAAGAACCUCUCUGCUAAAAGAUGGUCUGAUUGAUGACCUUAGCAAUCUGCCUAUCAUCUCCAACAUGACCGUGGUUUUGGAGAACUGCAUGGUCCCAGACAGGAACUCCAUGGUCGAGAUGCCCAAGCUGGAAGCUGAAGGCUUGAUUGACAAAAAGGGAGGUACAUGCGACAAAGGCAAAAAGGCCAACGGCAAGGUAGAGAAACUGUCCAAGUCACGGACCAACCGACCUAUCGCACCGGCCCCUGCUCCUCCCAAGCUGGUAGCAAUACCCAAUACAGCUUAUCCGACCAGCACAGCAGAUACUGCCAACUCACAGCAGUCCUCACCUAUGGCAGCCGUAGGCCUCACCAGUAAAAACCUUCCCCUGAAACCCAUCAAACCAAAGCUGAGCAUUGUUGUGGAACCGAGCCUUGUCAAAGCCACUCUGGUUACCUGCAGCAAAGAGACCAGGAAGAAAGAGAAACGGAGACUGAAGGACAAACAUAACAAAGAUGCGCACACCAGGUCCCCUAAUGCUGACAGCAGUGCAAUCAAAAUAGAAGAUGGUGUUAAUGGAGGUUCCAAAAUGGGUGUCAAGGAAAUUUCUGGAAGCCUUCUAAAGGAGCACCUCAGUAAGCAGGAUGUAAUCAACGGGCUCACAGAGAGCCAGGAGAGCAGGAUGGCCAGUAUCCGAGCUGAGGCUGACAAGGUAUACACCUUCACCGACAACGCCCCCAGUCCGUCCAUUGGUGGUUCAUCACGGAUUGACUCCAGUGGUGUUUGCCUUGCAUCAGACAGCAAGAACAACAGCCCAGCCUACUCUGACAUCUCAGAUGCCGGGGAUGAUGGAGGAUCUUCCGAAUGUCGUUCGGAUGGAAUGCGGUCCAAGUCUGCCUCCUCGGCCUCUUCAGAGGUGAGCUCUAACAGUAGCCAUAGCAACUCUGGUAAAACCCCACCCACAGCAUCUGCCCCACCAUCAAAAGACCCCCAAUCCCCAUACUACCACAGCUACGACCCAUACUAUCUACAGGGGUACAUGCAGUCGGACAGGCAAAACAGCAGCAGCGUUCCUUUCCACAAAAGCGCUGGACUUGACGGCAAAGGCAAAGACAGAAAGGAAGAGGUGAAAGAUGAUGACAAAUGCCUCUCCCACGAGUUCUCAGACUCAAAAAAAGGUGAUGGGCCACCUCAGUCUCAGCUCCAGCUGGCUAUGAGUCAGACACAAACUGCAUUGGCCCAGUCGUUAUACUAUGGCCAGUAUUCCAGAGGACUGUACAUGGACCAGAAAAUGUUGCUGGCAUCAAAGUGCUGUGACCAGACGCACAGUGCCAAGCAGAGGGGCGAGAGAGGGCAGGGGUUGAGAGACAGUGAGGAUGAAAAAUAUUUGGUUGGGGGUUUAGCUGGUGGACCCAUGCUAGGCAAAGGUCCAGAUGGCCUUAAAGGUUGCUGCCCCAAACCUGUCCUGUCCUACGUGGAGAUGAGUGAGGGGGGAGAAAGGGGACAGUGUCACGGCGUGAAGGUAGUGCACGGUGGCAUGGUGGACCAGCACCAGGUCUUGAUGAAAGACUGUGAUGACAUCAAGUCACCUUCCUCUUCCUCUUCUUCAUCAGUCCACAACCCAAACAGUCAGACAGAUCUGGACUCAAAUGUUUCAUAUUCCAGUCCCUCAGACAGCCAGGCCUGGGCUCAUUGCCUUGCUCACAGCAAAUACUCAGAGCUACAACAUGCGGAGGAGGCCGAGGAAGGUGAAGCAGACAGGGCAAAAGAGUGGGGCUCUUCUGUGGAGCCUGCUGGUGCCAAGAUGACCUCAGGAGAAAGAGGUGUUGGCGGAGAUGCUAAGAAAGCCAGGGUCCAUGAUCUCCCGCCCGCCAUCGACGUGGAGGAUUCAGACAGGCUGGAUGGGCUAGAUGAUCAAGGCCAGGAACCAAUAGGAGGGCUGGCAGAGGAGUCCCAGAGUGUCCGAUCGGCGGUGUCCCCUCCCAUGGCCCCCCAGCAGCCCUACAUCCAGUACCAACACUCCUCCUACCCGCCCUACCUGGCAAUGUGUGAGAGCGCAGGGGGCUCCUACAGAGGGGUUUCCCCAACACUGGUCCACAAUUACCCAGGUUUCCACUACCCUCUGUACGGUAAGACGGCAGGCAGGGAGGAGUCGGAGGUGACUCCGCCUGGCAGGGGAGGAGCCGUGAGCAGCAAGCAGAGCGGAGACUCGUCCUCGUCCUCUGCCAUGGAGCUGCUGCAGCAGCAGAGCCAUCAGUACCACGGGAAAUCCCCUGCUCCCGGUGAGAAGGGCUCCCCUGAGGGAGAGAGGGAGACGGAGCGAGAGAGGAACCAGAUGUCAUUCGCCCGACACCUCCACACACACCAUCACACACAUCUGGGUAUGAGCUACAACCUGAUCUCAGGACAGUACGACAUCUACCAAGGGUUGAGCUCCAGGUCGCUGGUCUCCAGUCAGCAGGCGUCAGGACACUCCUCUACUGAGAGCGAUGGGAAGAAGUAGGUCCAUGUGAGAGGCCACAUCUCACAUGAGGAACGGCAGAUUGAUCAGACAUCAAUUCCAUGGUGUUUAAUAAGCUUCGCCUCGCUGAGAGGCAGAGAACAAAAAAAAAACUCUCAUUUCUUAAUAAUGAAAAUCACCUGUUUUAUGACGUCAUCGAAGAGCAGGCAACAGGAAAGAGAGCGGGAUCGGGAGGAACAAUCUGAACGAAUGCAGAUCACUGACUUUUGAAGCUUUCAGUUCUGCAGCAUUUUAGCAGAAGCAGCGGCGCAUAUAUAAAACACCGGGCGCUGUGCAACAGCCCAUCUGAAGCUGUAGCUUCAUAAAAUGCACAGUUAAGGUAGUGUAUAAUGAUGAUGAUAUGACUGAAUGUACUGAAGAUGACUUGCUUUAUCCCAAGAGUGUUGAUUGUUUUUUUUAAAACUCCUAUUGGGAAACAGCAUUAGGAAGCUAAAAAGUCUAUUAUUAUCCUUAUUAUUCUCAUUCUGAUUAUUGAAGUGGUCCUCUUCCCUCCAUAGUGCUGACGCUACAUUUGUAUUACUAACCUGUACUUGAGCGUAACCAUGUUGAUUGUAUUGUCUUUAUGUGAGAGUAAACCUUCACAUCGACCUGCCCAGUGCCAUGUAGGAACCCAGUGGUGUAUAUAUUCUGUACAGACUCAUGGCAGAGCACUAACACGCUUUAUGGUACUCUGAGUUGAUCUCCAUCAGCCAUGCAGGGGAGCGGCGGGCGGAGCUAGCAGCAACAGAAACAUUAUUUCUUCAUUAGACGAGUUUAGUUCCUCUUUUGGCGAGAAUGUUUUGCCAAAUGAAAACAAAGUAAUCAAGUAGUUGCCUAAACAGAUGUGGAAAUGGUCAAACCAAAUUGACAGUGAGAAUUGGCUUCGGAAAGCACUGACUAAUUGUAUAUAUUGAAAAUAAUAUGAAGGCUUUGUUGGACUUUUGCAUUGAAGAUUACAGUCUAUACUGUUGUCAAUCUUGGCGCCAAAUUAGGGCAUGUUUUUGCCACAUGACUCCUAAACAAACAGGGCAACUGUGGGAGGAUUUAAAUAGUUACUAGCUUUAAUUUCUAUCAAGUUCUUCUACCUCUGUUUGGGUCAAAGUAGUGUUCAAUAGAUAAAGUAAUGCUUGAAAGAAUGUGACAAAUAUUUAGUUAAUUACUUAAAGGGUGCUUGGAUUGUUAAAUUACCUGUUGGGUUUUUCCUGAAACAGUGACUUAUUUCUUAUUAUAUGACUUUAAUAUGAUCAACACUCAUCAGCAGCAUCUUCAGUUGGAGGUACAACAUGAGGCUGAAUGGAUGAAUACUCAUGAUGGAUACCAUUAACGUGCCAUCUUUGUUUGAACAUGAGACAUGGAUUUCAAUUAUAAUUUUUAGACAGAACACUUUUUAGGACAUUUCCAGUGUUAACAUGAGUGUUUGCUAAUUUUCUACAUCUUUGUAUUUAAAAUAAGCUCUACAACCUACGAUUUACUCAAAACUAAAUGGAAUUUGGUACAUUUGCUCAGGUACAAUAGUGAAUUUAUGACCAAAAAUAAGCUUCAGCAUGAGUACAAAAAAUACUUUGUGUACUCACGUCUUGUUUUUAGGAACUUACAAUGUGUUCAACAUUCUUUAUUCAAUACAUAGUAGAUUGAAGUGUAGAGCAACAGCUGCAAAUUGAUGCGAAAAUAAAAAUAGAAAAUAUAGUAAAAGCUCAAAACCAUUUAUAGUAUAUUGGAACAGAUGGUAAACACUGGAAUUGCCCUUUUAAGUAAAAAUGCUGUCAUGUUUGCAGUCAGUAAUCCACCUUUUUCAGGAGUUCAACAGUCCUUUGCUCCGCCCUUGCUCCCAUGCCGUUUACAAGCUAACUAGCUCACUGCAGAGCCGCUGAUAGACAGAAUGGUCACUUUGUGUCUUUGGUGCCAAAACUAAUCCCGCAUUUUUAGAUCUUUUUUCUUCCAAAUGAAUCACACUUGCCUGUUAGUAAAUCAAAAGGCUGUGUUCAUAUAUUGUGUGUAGCUUUUUGCGAAAAGUUAACGGAGUAAGGAUUCGGUCAGGGGAUGGGUGGGUACAAAACAGGACUUUCACUCUGGGAACCGUGUGAAGCCAGAAGUCAACUAUGAUUUCAUUGGAAAUGUAACCAACCUACUUUAGGAGCCCAACUUUCAUAGUUAUUUAACAGAUGGUUGACGUAUUUGUCACAUACCGUCCGUACAUGAGUAACGCCACUUCCACAGUCAGUGUUACUCAAACCACAAUAUUUUUCUUAAACCUAACCAAGUAGUUUCCCGUAAGGAAGUUGAUUUUGAAAAGAAGUAUGUAAGGAGCGAAAAACGCAAACUUUCAUGCUCUGUUUUCGAUAAUACUGGGAACUAUUUGAUCAUCCUUUGAAACGAUAACAACAGAUCAAACUACAUUUUUUAUAGUUUAAUGACUAUUCAAAUGCAAGACCUAUUCCUAAAAUUGAAAGGUUUUGCUGGAUUUUCAUAAGAAAACACAUGAUAAAUGGGGAUAACUGUUUGUAAGAUUAAUUCCGAACUAUGAUAAUAUGUUUUUUUCAGAGGUAGAGACAUCAGGAAUUUCAUACGAUAUUUCCUAAUGAUUAAAAAUGAUUUAUCAACGUCAAAUUGUCAGGGAAUAUCUACAUGUAAUGAAAUAUUAACAAUUUCUUAGCUUAUUAAAAAUAUACACAUUGUAUCAUUGUGACGACAUGGCUAGCAUGAAUACUCACGAUUUCUAACCAUUCUUCCUAUUUUGCCAAUGUAGCUCAAAGCAGCAUGAAGCAGUGUUCACAUCAUGUGGGGUGAACAUUUUUUAAAGUAUAUACAAGCUAGAAAACUCCCAAUCCCAGUGGCGCAAACUCGACUAUCAGCGGCUCUGCCUCACUUACACAACACCUUACCUGCAUAGUGUCUGAUCAUUCUAUUACUUGAAUAUAGUGCUAUGAACUCUGUUUACAAAAUGCUGUCUUCUUUUGGGAGACACAGUGUUGUCUUAUAAAGGCUGCUUGGUAUAUGUUCAGUUCAUCCACCCGUUGUAUCCAGUUAAUAACACACUGAAAUAGUUUAAACAUAAACCUGCUGUUGCUUUUUUAUACUGUAUAUGCCUUAAUUCAUAUGUUUGGCAAUCAUGAUUAAAGGAUGUUUAUAUAUAU
Molecule: messenger RNA, 7828 nt
Organism: Gymnodraco acuticeps
Lineage: Eukaryota; Metazoa; Chordata; Actinopteri; Perciformes; Bathydraconidae
Gene: znf608
Product: zinc finger protein 608
Exons: 9
Coding region: 138-4697 (1519 amino acids)
Biological process (GO): regulation of transcription by RNA polymerase II
Cellular component (GO): nucleus
Source: RefSeq, a predicted model, not a curated record